CUUAGUAUGAGUAGUACGUUAGUAUUGGCAAUAGCACGAGAGAAAAGCCUCCAUGAGCCCAUGUAUAUUUUCAUUUUGUUUCUCUCUGUGAACUCACUGUACGGCACUGCUGGCUUUUUCUUCAGAUUUCUCAGAGACCUUCUGUCUGACUCUCACUUGAUCUCAAGACCAGCUUGCUUCACUCAGAUCUAUGUCAUUUACACCUAUGCAUCCUAUGAGCUCACUCUUUUAGGAAUAAUGCAUAUGAUCGGUAUGGUCGCUAUAUGUCAGCCUUUACAUUACCACAACAAAAUAACUGCCAGAACGAUCUGUAAGUUGUUUGUCAUUGCAUGGAUCUAUCCGCCGUUAGCUGUUGGGACCUGUGUUUAUUUGUCCUCCAGGCUUCCACUAUGUGACAAUAAGAUACCAAAGGUUUUCUGUGCCAACUGGAACAUAGUAAAAUUGUCAUGUGUCUCUACUGUGCUCAAUAAUCUUGUUGGCAUGCUGGUGUCCACAACUAUUAUUCUGUCACUGGAGUUUGUUGUGAUUCCUCCCAUUUUGAAUCCUCUUGUGUACGGCUUAAAGUUACCAGAAAUUAGAAAAAUCAUGUUAAGAAUGUUCAAAACCUGCCCAAGCAGUUAA
Messenger RNA from Acanthochromis polyacanthus (spiny chromis), 621 nucleotides. Its product is annotated as olfactory receptor 1361-like. Gene Ontology annotation, molecular function: olfactory receptor activity. Gene Ontology annotation, cellular component: membrane. NCBI's taxonomy places the organism in Eukaryota, Metazoa, Chordata, Actinopteri, Pomacentridae. The annotation marks the transcript as partial. Gene Ontology annotation, biological process: G protein-coupled receptor signaling pathway. The record is from RefSeq and is a predicted model, not a curated record. The transcript has 3 exons.